UUAUCUUAGGGACCAAGAGUCAUUUUGCAAAUUUGUAGUAUCAUUUCCCUAAACAACUCAGAACCAAAUUGUGCUUCAGUUCCUCAGUUCUACUUUUUUGUAGAGGCAGACACACAGCUCUGGACUCUUUUUUUGUUAUUGUUUUUUUGGGGGUUUUCUUUGGCACUGCUGACAGAGUUGAGAUAACUUUUUAUUGUACCAUGUAUAACUAUGAAAUACCAUUAACAAGUGAAAGAUGUAAUAAGCUAGACAUCUCUUCCUUUUAGAGAAAGAAGAUGGAAACAUCUUUGGUUUUCUUUUCUCAAUUAAAUAUGUGUGAACCAAAGGAAAAAGCUUUUUUCAAGUUAAUACAUGGUUUAGGAAAAGAAGAAACCAGCAAAGAAGCCAAAAUCAGAGCUAAGGAAAAAAGAAAUAGGCUAAGUCUUCUUGUGCAGAAACUUGAGUUUCAUGAAGAACCCCCCUCCAGCAGAUCUGGGAACUUGGCCAAAGAAACAAGAGUCUCCCGUGAAGAAGCAGUGAUAUGGGGUGAAUCAUUUGACAAACUGCUUUCCCAUAAAGAUGGACUAGAGACUUUUACCAGAUUUCUUAAAACUGAAUUCAGCGAGGAAAACAUUGAAUUUUGGAUAGCCUGUGAAGAUUUCAAAAAAAGCGAAGACCCUCAACAAAUUAUCCUUAAAGCAAAAGCAAUAUAUGAGAAAUUUAUACAGAAUGAUGCUCCACAAGAGGUUAACCUUGAUUUUCACACCAAAGAAGUUAUUACUAAGAGCAUCACCCAACCCACCCUACACAGCUUUGAUGCUGCACAAAGCAGAGUGUAUCAGCUUAUGGAACAAGACAGUUACACACGUUUUCUGAAAUCUGACAUCUAUUUAGACUUGAUAGAAGGAAGACCUCAGAGACCAACAAAUCUUAGAAGACGAUCACGCUCAUUCACCUGUGCUGAGUUCCAGGAUGUAAAGUCAGAUGUUGCCAUUUGGUUAUAAAGAAAAUUAAUUUUGUUCAUUUUGAUGGCAAAUUUGUAAUCUGCUUUUAAGAUAUAGAAUAUUUUACUUUUUACAAGUGGGUACAUCUUUUAAAAUAAAAUACACCAUGUCAAUGGAUUUUUAAAGUGUAAAUCAAAAUUUACAUUCUAACAACACAUACUAUAUCCGCCAAUUUAUCCUGUAAAACCUUCCAUUUGACUUCAUUCCAUUCAUAAUCACAAAAACAUUACUUAACUAAAAAGAAGUAAAUAAGUAAUAAUAUUUUAUGAGACUGUAAAGUUGAAUUAAAGUUAAGCUUUUGCAAAAUUGUCAAUGGUUAGACCCAAUAUCUACUUGGGAUUAUUUUUCUAGAUUAAACAAUUUAUUGCUCAGAUGUCCAUAUAUUCAAAACACAGUUUCCAUACUGAUGAAGACUCUUUCUUUCUCUUUCAGUCAUAGAGAGUGUAGAAGUGAUCUGGUUCUACAAUAGGAGAAGACAAUCAUUUGCUGUUGUGUUACUAACAGUGGCUCAUGAAUAAGCAUUGUAUCACCUCUAGUUAUAAACCAGAAACGGGAACUUUGGGGAAGACACAUUCACAUCUAUAGAACUUCCAAGUUCAACAUAACCCAUAUUGAUAACUGAGAAUAGGAUCCACAUGUGGGCUCAUUCCUAAAUGAACAUGGGCUUACCCAAUAAGUGGAGCACAUUUCUGGUGGUCACAGAAACAUGACCAGGUCAUACAUAGCUCCAGGUUGAGACUAGGAGCAUCUUCUUACCUGCUAACAUAAGUAACCUGGUAUUAAAAUAGUGGCAGUCAGUGGUUUGAAUGACGCCCAGAGGAAGUUUACCCCAGCUGUAGUUAGGUUUCAUGCUUAGACUUUUAGGAUUGGGAUGAAAGUUAGAAAUGAGAGGAGGUAAAAAAGCAAGGAGUCAAAGGCCCUGGAGACUCAUGCAUCUGCUACAUUGGCUCAUAGAAAGAAAGUGUUCCCCAUUGAUCAUGUUCUUAUUUCAAGUCUCAUUGAAUCAUUUAAUUCUAUCUUAUUCAAAAUAAGAUUAUGCUAAUAAAUAUAUGUCUCUACUUUAGGGAAAUAUUUAAUUUGCAAUGUGUGCUGCAUGUAAAUGCCUAUAUAAUUAAAGAUGUCAUACAUUUGGCUUUGGCAAAUGUUAUAUUAGUUGAAAUGUAAAAUAUAAAAAUCAUGGAUUACCUAUAGUAAUAAAUAUUUUUAAUUUC
Molecule: messenger RNA, 2194 nt
Organism: Neofelis nebulosa (Clouded leopard)
Lineage: Eukaryota; Metazoa; Chordata; Mammalia; Carnivora; Felidae
Gene: RGS18
Product: regulator of G protein signaling 18
Exons: 5
Coding region: 276-983 (235 amino acids)
Source: RefSeq, a predicted model, not a curated record